GACGCGGACGCAUCAGGGAAUGCCAAAGAGAUUUCUUUGCUGAGAACUCAGACCACCACACACCGCCGGGCCGACCAGAAUACCGCCAUGGAGUGUUCAAUCAGCGUGCAACUGAUGUGUCCCGGUGGAGGCAUGUGCUCAUCACCCUGAUGAAUCGCAUCAGCGUGUUUGAGAACAUGUAUAUACCCGGAGCCUGUCCGACCUCGCGUGCACCGCCUGCUAUCGACCUCUUUUGAUCAGUGAUCUGGCGACCUGUUUACCGAGUGCCCUUACAUUGCUCUCGUCUUGACACAUUGACACAGUUCAUCAUGUCUGCAGAGCUAUACCGCACGAUGAGCGUCAAGCAGACCGCGAUGGCUGCGACUGCAUUGCCUCUCGAGAUUCAGCAACAGAUCUUCAACUACUUGGACACACGGUCAUUCUACUCUGCUAGGAAAGUCUGCAGAUAUUGGUCGUUCGCUGCAACGGCGAGUGAUACUCUCAGAAAGCAGCUGCGGAGAAUGCCUGUUUUGCCUUCAGACGAUGCGCAGGAAGCCGAGCCAGUUGACCUCCAAUCCGCGUUCAACAAAGCCGCGCGGUGUCUGAUGUACGGAAUUUCCACUGAGCGCGCACACGACACCCCAGCAAGCCUAACGAAAGGCUCGAAAAUGGGAUUUCCCGUAUCACCUCGAGUUAUCGCGACUCCAGACGGAAACACCCUGGUCACCUUGAACGGUCGACAAAUAUCGCUCUAUGAUACCUCGAAUCAAUCGCCGAGAUUAAAGGCUCGCAGAAGCCUGAACGAUUUGAAAGAGACUGUAGGAUCUGGACCAUGGCUCAAGGUCAACAGCAAUACCUAUAACGAAAUGGCGCUGUCUUCGAAUGGAUCUCUAUUGGCUGUGGCUCAGGAACGCACUAUUCAGAUCUACGACCUCAAUGCCGAUCCGGACAGCUUCACUGUCAAUGAGUAUGUGGCUAGCGCAACAGGCCAUUAUAUUUGUGGCAUCGACUUCGAGCAGAACGAUCAUCUGUUGCGGGUGCGAUUGAGCGGUAAGGGCACAGUGGUCUACCUGGGCACUCCUGCUCCUGCAGGAAAAGAAGAGCAGCCAGCGGAUUUGGAACACUGGAAGAGCAAGGCUGGUCUGAGGCAUGUGUUCCUCGACUCUUCGCUUUUGUUGGCGAGAGCUGGUGAAGUUGGCACAUCGGACCCUACAAAGCGCGUGUCAGGCGUACAAUUGCUAGGAGCAUUCGAGCAAGGAUACCUCUUUGCUGGGCAACAGCAUGGCGGUGGCGAGAGCAGCCAUUAUAUCCUGGGCCACGUGCAAACCACGACUGCGCACAACUUCGGUAUCAUGACGACCCAGCCCGAGACGGUCUGUAUCCUGGCUCGAUUGGAGAGUUUCCUCAGCAGCUGGAAAUACACUCUCGAAGCCUCCACGGAAGGUGGCCUAGGAGGGUGGGAGAAUAUGCCUUCUGCUCACGAGCAUCAUCCACGCUUCGCCAUCACGACUGGGGGAUGCUUCGAUUUCCUCGCACUUGCCGAAAGGGACAAGAAGCGCAUUCGCCCAGCACCAUUGACCCAGCUGUUCCUUUAUCGCAUCCCAGCACCUUCACAGCUUCGUUCAAUGAUCGCUGCGCACAAGCAAUCGUACGCACGAAAGGCGGGCUCGUCGGAUGACAUGGAUUGGAGUGUUGCGGAAACUGGGAAGCCAACGAGGACGUUCUUCGAUGUGCCAAGAAUACCGUUAUGCCUGACGACUGUGGAGAACGAUGUGACGGAUCUCGGGUUCUCCGUCAUCGAUGACAGGACGUGUGCUUUGUCAGCUUCGACGAAAGAGACCACGAGGACCUGGAGGAUUCACGAGAGAUGAUGGGUUGGAAACAACUGGCGAGCUUAGGCAAACGAAUCGACAUGGUUUCAUCAGCUCUGCACCUCGGCGAUCUUGUAAUCAUUAUAUUUCAUCUGCAUGAUAGAUGACGUGCCAACUGGGUUGGACUCAGAACAAAGUACACCAGUUCUAGAAUCUCAUCAGUAGUGGAGACAGCUCCUCUCUGCCUCUGCACUUUGCGGAGUUAGAGAACGGGCCAAAGAGUAAAGACUCCGUGCGGGCUCGCUCGGAUGCAUAGGGA
This is a messenger RNA of Cercospora beticola, 2109 nucleotides long. Its product is annotated as F-box protein. Gene Ontology annotation, molecular function: protein binding. The record is from RefSeq and is a predicted model, not a curated record. Lineage: Eukaryota; Fungi; Ascomycota; Dothideomycetes; Mycosphaerellales; Mycosphaerellaceae.